Coffea eugenioides is the source of this 4338-nucleotide messenger RNA. RefSeq lists its product as uncharacterized. Gene Ontology annotation, molecular function: microtubule minus-end binding; gamma-tubulin binding. The record is from RefSeq and is a predicted model, not a curated record. Lineage: Eukaryota; Viridiplantae; Streptophyta; Magnoliopsida; Gentianales; Rubiaceae. Gene Ontology annotation, biological process: cytoplasmic microtubule organization; microtubule nucleation; meiotic cell cycle. Gene Ontology annotation, cellular component: equatorial microtubule organizing center; centrosome; spindle pole. The transcript is spliced from 12 exons. Bases 130 to 3492 code for a protein of 1120 amino acids.
AAUUGAAACUUUUUGGUACCUUUUUCUUUUCUAUAACAAAUUGUUGGAAAUGUAAAUCAAAAUUGAGCUGAAUUUCGAGUGUGGUAGUAUCUUGGUUAGCAAUUAGCACCACCACCACCACCGGAGGCCAUGUCAAUGGCGGUGGAGGCGAAUAUGGUGGCGGCAUUGUUGGAGAAGCUCAAGGUCGAUGAUCCAUGGGUGCAACCACAACCAUGGGAAUCAAUCCCUUCCGAGAGCGGCCGCCGCCAAAAUCCUUCGACUUCUCGUUCUCAGUCCUCCCAUGGCCUCUAUCCCAUUUCCAAUCUCUCCGAGUCUAGUUUAGUGAGGUUGGUACUGACUGCUCUGCAGGGGUUAGAAUCGGCUUUGAUUGCUGUUGACCAACUCUCUGCACUGUUUUGUUCAGUUUCAGCAGAUAGAACUUUCCAUAGAAUCUCAAGUUUGUGGAGUCGGUCUUCGAGCACUCGUUCUUUGGGAAAUUUACUAAAAUCCAUUGGCCAAUUUGGCUGCAUUGUUUUCCUCCUCCACAAAUUUGUUGCAUAUUUUUCUCAUUUAAAUGCUGAUGGAGAUUCAGGAUUACAAACAACUCCGAAGGAGGUUAAUGGAGAGAAUAAAGCACAGUCGGAAUUUAAAGGCAGUGUUGUCAAUCAGGCAUUUGCAGUUGCUGUGAAAAAGAUCUUAGAUGGCUAUAUCUCUGCCCUGAAUACAGUACACACUUCAGUGAGUUUGAGGCGUAAUUUGAAGAACUCUAAUGGUGGCUGUCUAACAAGUGUUGGUGAUACUGAAGUUACAGUAUUGGAGGUUUAUUUGCAUACAAAAGGGCUAAGAACCCAGAUAGAAGCCCUUGGAAAUAUUUGUCAGAUAUGUGAUACAGCUUAUAGUUUCUCGCUAUCAUCUUUUGAAGAUUUAAGUGCUAAAGCAAACCUGGAAUUUGCCAAUUUUCCAAUAGGUGGUACUUUGUUGACCUUUCUGUAUACACAACUAAAGGUUGUUGAUCCAGCUCAGAUUGUUCUACUCAAGUUUCUUUUUCUCCAGGCAUUUGAACCAUACUAUCAUUUUAUUAGGUCAUGGAUUUAUGGAGGCAGAAUGAGUGAUCCAUACAAAGAGUUUGCGAUGGAAUAUGUUGAUUAUCUACCGGGUUAUGGAUGGGCUAAUGCUGGAAUUUCUAUAGAAUUCCCAUUAAGCACUGUCAGGGUCCGGGAUGGAGUUACUUUACCAUGUUUUCUUGAAGAUUUUUUGAUUCCACUUCUCAGAGCUGGUCAGCAGCUUCAAGUCGUAAUGAAGCUGCUUGACUUGUGUUACAGUCUUGGCACAUAUAACAAUGCUCAAGAGGAGAUUCUUCCUUUCUUGGAUGAGUUUUCAAAUGAAUAUCCAUUUUUUGCUUCCCCAUUGACAUUUGACAAAGAAACCAUGGGAAGAAUGGCACUUGCAAGAAGCAGUUACUACCAAAGGAUGCUUGAAAAAGUGGACAAUGUUCUAACUAGAUUUGGAUUUAGAUCUCAAAAGGAAUCUCCCUACACUAUUCAGUUCUUUUUUUCGAAAAACCAUGGAAGAAAUCCAAAGCAUGCAGAGGCUACGCUGGAUGAUAACUUGGUUCCUGCUGUAAUGGAAGAGCGAGAUUCAAAUCUGGAUGCCGGCAUUUUUCAAAAUGAGGCUUCUAGCACUGCAGACGAGUUGUCGUGUGCGGAGGAUCUGUUGGAAUCAUCUGAAUCAUCAUCUCUUAACAGUUUUGACGAGCACAAUGAUUCUGAACAGAUGCCUAAUGAUAAUAUGGGAUUUCAACCAAGUUAUUUAUCUUCUGUGAGCUUCAGCUUUGGUUUAUCUGCUGAGAAUUCAGUAUGGAAGCCUUUCAAAAGUGAAAUUUCAUGCUUCUCAGAGAAUUUUUCCAAAGUAGGUGAAAAAACACAGGAAGCUUGUCAUGGCAUGGAUUCCUAUUAUGAAGGAUCCAAUAUGAACAGAAAUUCUUCCACUCUUCAAUUUGCAGAGCAGAACUUGUUACUGAGUGCUGAGUCCAAAAUUAUCAACAUUGAACCUGAUGAAUGCCUGCGAGCUGGCUGCAUGGCUGACAGUCUCUCCUAUUUGAAUGGAGGAAACAAUAGUGGUACAUGGUUUGAUAUGACUGGUUCAGCACUGGAAGUGAGAAAGAGCAUGCUUGGAGAGUGCAAGGCAAGCAUGUUAAAUUGUAGCAACACUACACUCCCAAGAAUUGCUAUCACAGAAAUGACCAAAAAUAGGCACCAGCAUGGAGAUGGAAAUUGUGCUUCAUCAAAUUCGUUAUGUGUGCAGCCAUGGACCUCUAAAUACAAUACGAGUUUGCUGAGUAUGAACCCAACUUUGAUGAAAGGCUCUUUCAUUAAUAACAGUGACAUGCUUGAAGAGAGAGGGUUGAAGUAUAAAGAUCCUUUAUCUUACUUUGAUUUCACAUCUGUGAGAGAUCCUUGUCAAGUUUGUCAGGAAAAGUUGGCUUCCACUUCUGGACGUGAGUGCGGAUUCGGAAAUUCAAUACCAACUGAGACUACAGCUGAUGCUGCAAUCAUUACAAGUGAUUACUAUUGUAAAGACUGCAUUAACAAGGACAAAGAGGAAAGGAUGAAAAGAUCCCUGGUUUAUCUCUCAUCACAUUCAGUGAUGGAUAGGGGGAAAGAUGCCUUAUGUGCCGACCUUACUGGUGGAAGUGACUGGGAAACUAUACUUGCUUGUUUUGGCACCAACACUAAUGUUACUGAAAAAGGUUACAGGACAAGUUCAUCGGCUGUCUUUGAUAUGCCGCUGGAUUAUGUUAUUGAAAAAUGCCUCUGGGAGGAGAUUUUGCUUCAGUAUAAGUAUGUAAGCAGGCUAACACUCAAGUUGCUUGAAGAAGGAUUUGAUUUGCAAGAGCAUCUGUUAGCACUGCGGCGAUAUCACUUUAUGGAACUAGCAGACUGGGCAGAUUUGUUUAUCAUGUCUCUGUGGCAUCAUAAGUGGCAUGUCAUGGAAGUUGAUAAAAGAAUUCUAGAAAUCCAGGGGAUACUCGAGUUGUCAGUUCAGAGGUCUUCAUGUGAAGGAGACUUUAACAAGGACCGUUUAUAUGUUUAUAUCAAAGGAGAUUGUGUGAUGCCACUUUCAGCUUCUGCCAAAGGAAUACGGUCAUUUGAUUUUUUAGGUUUGGGGUACAGAGUGGAUUGGCCUGUUAGUAUCAUUUUGACGCCAGAUGCAUUGAAGAUUUAUUCCAACAUUUUCAAUUUUCUGAUACAAGUCAAGCUUGCUGUUUUCUCUUUAAGUGAUGCAUGGUGCUCAUUAAAGGACAUAGUAAAGUUGACUAGGCUGAGUGAACCUUCUGAUCGGCUUAAGCCUACUCUUCAACAUAUUUCUGCUUUGACUGAAACCAGAUAUCAAGUUUUUCAUUUCAUAACCACACUGCAGCAAUAUGUUCAAUCAAAAUUAUCCCAUGUAUCUUGGCGCAAGUUUUCAGACUCUCUUAAGCACAAGGGCUUUUUUUCCGUCUUGGUACUUUAGAACAGUUUCAAUUAAAUGCUGGAAUUUCUGCUAAGAAUUUUGGAGACACUAGUUGUUGGAAAUGGCAAUCAAUGCCAACCUCCGUGUAAACUGAAUGUGCUGGUUGAGUUCUUUAUUGUGUGAGUGGAUACCAACAUAAGGUGACGACAGCUAUGAAUUGGGUAAAAAGUUCAGUCUGGGCAUGUAUACAGUGCUAUUUUACAUGACAUUAAUGUGGCAUGAGGUUGCUCAGAAUGUUUAAGUCUUGAAGGGGGAUUGGUUUUGUGCUUUGACCAAGGGUCUUUGGUCAUGCAUUUUUGUGGGUUUGACCAGCUUAGUCACCAGGAGCAUAGGUGCAAAUUAUGAUGAGCAACAAUCAGUGACAUGUGCAAGGUCUCAGUGGCUCAAGACUGGAGGAAAUGGAUUAGGCAGUUCAUUCCAUAGUGCCAUUGCGGUUGUAAAUAUUAUCUCAGAUGUAAUCCUCAUAAUUAUUGGCAGGAAAAUGAAAUAUAAGGCUGGUGGCUGUGUCCAUGCUUCUUGCUGUAUGUUGCCUUUUAAAUCCUGUCUUGUUUGGUUUCUUGCUUUUGCUAAGUGCUGAAAAGCUAAGGCUCUGCAUGUGUUUUAACCGUGUAGUUCAUGAUGAAUCAGGUAGUCACUAGAGAAUGUUGUUUGGGACAUGUUGUAACAACUCUCAUGUGUUUGACAUCUUAUGAUAAACAUUGACAAAGAAAUAUCAUUAGCAUAAUAAGCCUCUCAAGAAAAAGGUCACUGAAUGGAAGUUAGUCAAUCUAUUUUACCCCUUGUGUUUUCUUGGUUAAUUUCAGAUUUUUCUUUUUCUUUCUUUUCUUUUCUUUUGAGGUAAAAUGG